Aspergillus niger is the source of this 1656-nucleotide messenger RNA. RefSeq lists its product as uncharacterized. The record is from RefSeq and is a predicted model, not a curated record. The coding region runs from base 1 to 1656 and encodes 551 amino acids. The transcript is spliced from 7 exons. NCBI's taxonomy places the organism in Eukaryota, Fungi, Ascomycota, Eurotiomycetes, Eurotiales, Aspergillaceae.
AUGUCACUCUCAUGGGAAACCCAGGCCCAAAAGGCCAAGGACAUUCUCCAACAAUCGAUCCCCAAACAAUGGCUACUCCCCGCACAUAAGCUACCCUCGGCCGACCUGAAGAAUGUGGAGGACUUUCCCCGCAAAAGCGGCCUUCUCUCGGCGAGAGAGCUCAGUAUAACCGACAUGUCUGCCGCUACCCUAGUGCAGAACAUGGGGGCUGGAAAGCUCACGGCAGAGGAGGUGGUCGUGGCUUUCAUCAAGCGAUCCGUAUUGGGCCAUCAACUGCUUAACUUCGCCACAGAGUUCCUAACCGACCGAGCAAUUGGGCGAGCCAAGGAAUUAGAUGAGUAUUACAGGCGAACCGGAAAGCUAGUUGGGCCUUUGCAUGGUGUCCCGAUAAGCGUCAAGGAGCAUGUUGGGGUCAAGGGCCUCACAUGUAAUGCCGGCUAUGUGGCCUGGGUGGACGAUGUUGCUACAGAAGACGCCCUCAUACUACAAUGUCUCGAAAAGGCUGGCGCCGUCUUCCAUGUACGAACCAACCAGCCGCAAUCUCUCAUGCACCUCUGCUGCAGCAAUAACCUCACCGGAAAGACGCUAAACCCUUACAACCGCACGCUCAGUGCUGGGGGUUCCUCAGGUGGUGAAGGCGCUUCGACCGGCUUCAAAUGCGCUCCCCUAGGUAUCGGCACAGACAUUGGAGGCUCAAUCCGAUGCCCCGCUGCAUUCUGUGGCUCCUAUGGGUUCCGCCCAACAGCCCUUCGCAACCCAAUGUCAGGUGCAAAGGCACCCAAGGACGGUCACGAAUCCAUUCGCGGCGUAAUCGGGCCUCUUGCUAGCCAGAGCGUGGAAGACAUGGACCUCUUCCAGCAGGCCAUCAUCGACCAAGAGCCCUGGAAUAUCGAGACGUCCUUGGCUCCGGUCCCAUGGAAGAGGGCCAAGCCUACCAAAGGCAUGACUGUAGCCAUCAUGUGGGAUGACGGAGUCGUCCGCCCCCAUCCCCCCGUAACCCGGGCCCUCAAACACGCCAAAGCCAAGCUCCAAGCAGCGGGCAUCAAGGUCAUCGACUGGGAACCAUACAAGCACAAGCACGGCUGGGACAUCAUCUCCGCCAUGUACUUCCCCGACGGAGCCCUCAGCCAGCGCAAACUCAUCGCCCAAACGGGCGAACCCAUUCUUCCUCUGACAGCCUGGGCCUUCAACUACAGCAGUCCUACCCCCCUCACCAUGGCCGAAUCCUGGGAACUAAAUGUCCAGCGCGACGUAUACCGAGACGAAUACCACGCCUUGAUGAAAUCCAGAGGCGUGGACUUCAUCCUCUGUCCCGCAUACGCGGGCGUUGCCUCCGUUCUCGGCGAAUCCCACUACUGGAACUACACGGCUGUCUGGAAUAUCUUGGACCAGCCGGCCGUAGUAUUCCCAUCUGGUCUGAGCGUGAAUCCGCAGCUGGAUCAGUUGACCAGCGAGCAUAAGUCAUAUAAGCCUCGAGACGAAGUUGAUCAGCGCGAAUGGAGCAAGUAUACCGGUCCGGAACGGUACGAAGGUGCGCCCAUUGCGUUGCAGUUGGUCGGAAAGCAUUUCAAGGAUGAGGAAACUCUGGCUGCUGGUGCGUUGGUUGAUGGUAUUCUAAAGGGAGCAGAGCAGACCUCUACUAGAUCUAUGCUCUGA